AUGACAACCAACACGACGACUACCGGUACAUCGAAUAGCACGACAACUGCCAACACCACUAAGGGUACCAGCAAUAGCACUAAUGCAACAUCUGUCGCUAUAUCGACAUCCGAUGAAACGACCGGCACAGCACUCGACGAGCAGCCGACCGAAACGCCGACAUUGUCUGUCGAAGAACUCAUAUCACUCUUGGACGAUGAUUCGAUUCAAAAUGUCACUAGCAGUUUCAUUCCUCCGGAAAAGGAGCAACCAAAAGAGUGGGCUGGAGAAGUUAUUCUUUUUUUCUUGCUCGGUGCCCUGGGAUUAUUUGCCGCUACAGGCAUCAAACGUUGCCGCAAAAAGCGCACGUACUCAGAAAUCCCAACAACAACAACUACAACAAAAAACUUGGUAGUAUAG
Cylindrotheca closterium is the source of this 399-nucleotide messenger RNA. The record is from the annotation of a GenBank genome assembly. NCBI's taxonomy places the organism in Eukaryota, Bacillariophyta, Bacillariophyceae, Bacillariales, Bacillariaceae.